AUGGACGUCCAAGAGAAGCAUCCAUGUCUGUGGCGCUGGCACCGGUGGCAGGACGGCCUGAGGCGGCCUUCGGUGGUGCUGCUCCUCGGAGCCAUAGCCUUGUUGGGAUGGUCAUCGCUCCAGUCUACCCCGGCCUGGGUGGCUGUGGCCCCGGCGGCCGCCCCAGCCACGGCCAAGGACGAUGUUGCCGUCUCCGGGAGGAGGAGUUGCGUGGAGUUCUACCGCCCCGUCGGGCCUAGGAGUGUUGUCUUCUCCAUCGAGGAGUUCGGUGGGGUGGGCGACGGUAGGACUUCGAACACCGAGGCGUUUCGGCGGGCCGUGCGUCGUCUCGGGGAGUUCGGAGACAAGGGCGGCGCUCAGCUUAAUGUCCCUCCUGGGAGGUGGCUGACCGGUAGCUUUAAUCUCACCAGCAACUUAACCCUCUUCUUGGAGAAGGAUGCGAUCAUUCUGGGCUCUCAGGAUCCGGAGGAGUGGCCAGUAAUAGAGCCAUUGCCAUCAUAUGGGCGUGGGAGAGAGAGACUGGGGGGACGCCAUAUUAGCCUCAUUCAUGGGGAGGGCCUCAGCGACGUCAUCAUUACCGGGCAGAAUGGGAGCAUUGAUGGCCAAGGCAAAAUGUGGUGGGACUUAUGGUGGAAUAGAACCCUGAAGCACACAAGGGGUCACCUGCUUGAGUUGGUGAACUCAGAGAACAUUCUCAUCUCCAACCUAACCUUCCUCAACUCUCCAUUUUGGACAAUACACCCAGUUUAUUGCAGUAAUGUGGUGUUAAAGAAUCUCACAGUUUUGGCGCCACUUCAUUCUCCAAAUACCGAUGGGAUUGAUCCGGAUUCAAGUUCACAUGUCUGCAUAGAGGACUGUUACAUAGAGAGCGGGGACGAUCUCGUCGCUGUGAAGAGUGGCUGGGAUCAUUAUGGCAUCGCCAUGGCUCAUCCUAGCUCAAACAUAGUCAUCCGAAGGGUCUCAGGAACAACUCCAACUUGCUCCGGUGUCGGAAUCGGCAGUGAAAUGUCUGGGGGUGUAAGCAACGUGGUGGUGGAAGACCUGCAUGUCUGGGAUUCUGCGGCUGCUGUGCGAUUGAAGACCGACGUCGGCCGAGGAGGAUACAUAACCGAUGUCACUGUGACCAACGUGACAAUGGAAAGAGUUAAGAUUCCUAUAAGAUUCAGCAGGGGAUCCAAUGACCACCCUGAUGAGGGAUGGGAUCCAAAGGCUUUCCCCAGAGUUAAAGGUGUCCGUAUAAGCAAUGUCGUAGGGUUUGAUGUAGAUAAAGCUCCAGUUUUGGAGGGCAUCGAGGGCGCGGUCUAUGAAGAUGUCUGCAUCAGAAAUUUCAGCUUGUCUGUAACAGGCCGUGAACCCAAAUGGCACUGCGAAUUCGUUGCAGGAGAAGCCUAUGACGUUUCCCCCUCGCCAUGCCUGCAACUCAGCAGCAAUGGGUCUUCGUCCUGGUGCAGACAUUCAUCAUGAGUAC
Messenger RNA from Musa acuminata subsp. malaccensis (wild Malaysian banana), 1468 nucleotides. RefSeq names its product probable polygalacturonase. The record is from RefSeq and is a predicted model, not a curated record. Gene Ontology annotation, biological process: carbohydrate metabolic process. NCBI's taxonomy places the organism in Eukaryota, Viridiplantae, Streptophyta, Magnoliopsida, Zingiberales, Musaceae. Gene Ontology annotation, molecular function: polygalacturonase activity.